CUCCUCCUUUGUAUUAUAUAUUCUUCCAAUCAAACACAACAACAACAACAAAUAACAAUGGCCAGUGUAUUAAAAGGAUUGAUGGGAGUUUCUGAUAAAAAAAAGACUUUUAAAAAGAAUAUCGAUUGUGACAAACAAUUGAAUGAAAGGAUGAAGAAUGCUAUGCAGAAAUCAACUUCAUCUUUGGGUAUUGCCGGUUUGGAAAAUACUGUAAAAUUACCACCUGGUGAAAAGAAGAAUGAAUGGUUGGCUGUUCACGUUGUAGAUUUUGUAAAUGGAAUUAAUAUUCUUUAUGGUUCUCUUGAAGAAUACUGUACACCAAGUACUUGUCCUAAAAUGACAAGUGGUGAAAAUUUCGAAUACUUGUGGAUGAAUCCAGAUGAUCCAAAAUAUGAUAAACCAACAGCAGUUUGUGCAAAGGAUUAUGUUACCUUGUUAAUGGAAUGGGUUGAAAGUUUGUUAAAUGAUGAAAAUGUAUUUCCAACUGAUGCGAGUCAAGAUUUUCCAAAGGAUUUUGGAAAAAUAAUUAAAAAUAUUUUCAAGAGAUUAUUCCGUGUCUAUGCUCACAUUUAUGCUCAUCACUUGGAACAAAUUAAAAUUCUUGGAGAAGAAGCCCACUUAAACACUGCUUUCAAGCAUUUCAUGUACUUUACAUUCGAGUUUGAUUUAAUUUCUGGAUCUGAACUGGAACCAAUGGCAGAAGUUAUUGGAUCCUUAAUGGGUGAAAAAUUCAAGGCAAAACUCAAAAAGUAAACAAUUAAUCACAUAAC
Molecule: messenger RNA, 770 nt
Organism: Naegleria gruberi
Lineage: Eukaryota; Heterolobosea; Eutetramitea; Acrasida; Naegleriidae
Product: cell cycle associated protein MOB1
Exons: 6
Coding region: 58-753 (231 amino acids)
Biological process (GO): signal transduction; positive regulation of protein phosphorylation
Cellular component (GO): cytoplasm; nucleus
Molecular function (GO): protein kinase activator activity
Source: RefSeq, a predicted model, not a curated record